Molecule: messenger RNA, 2478 nt
Organism: Sinocyclocheilus rhinocerous
Lineage: Eukaryota; Metazoa; Chordata; Actinopteri; Cypriniformes; Cyprinidae
Product: neurotrophic tyrosine kinase, receptor, type 1
Exons: 17
Coding region: 1-2394 (797 amino acids)
Biological process (GO): positive regulation of kinase activity; positive regulation of neuron projection development; protein phosphorylation
Cellular component (GO): plasma membrane; axon; signaling receptor complex
Molecular function (GO): neurotrophin binding; transmembrane receptor protein tyrosine kinase activity; neurotrophin receptor activity
Source: RefSeq, a predicted model, not a curated record
AUGGCUGACCGUAGGGUGGCCCCGGUUGUGGUGAUGCUUCUCGUCCUGGUCGCACCAGCCCUGAGCGGAUGCCCAAACGCCUGCCGCUGCUCCUUCGCCAUGCUUCAAUGCCUGGAGCUGGACGGAAUCACCAGCAUCCCUGCGUUGGCAGCGCAGGAGAGCGAAAACGUCACUGAAAUCUACAUAGAGAGUCAAGCCAACCUGGAGAACAUCACAGACAUAGACCUCACCAACUACAGAGAACUGAAGAACCUGACGGUCACAGAUUGUGGGUUGGUGUACAUCUCUGAAAAUGCAUUCCAGCAUAAUUUCAAGCUUCAGUAUGUAAACCUGGCCUCAAAUUCACUGGUGCAUAUCAGUUGGAGGGUGUUCCAAUCGGUCCCUCUGUUGAGUCUAAUCUUGAGGGACAAUGCGCUCACCUGCUCAUGUGACAUUUACUGGCUUCAGCAGUGGCACAGAAAAAGACAAAGCGACACUGACUCUCAACAAAACUGCAUGUACAAUGGCAACAACAUUCAGCUGGAUGCAUUUGAAAUGGAUAACUGCAGCAUUCCUGAGGUCACAAUUCACCCAUCGACACUGACCACUCAAGGAGGUGGAAAUCUGACAUUUACCUGUCUGGUGACUGGAGUACCAACACCGACGAUCCGCUGGAGAACAGAGCAUCUACAGUCCAACUGGACCCUGCAGCAAGGAAUCUGGGGUUCAACCCUGGAGCUGGUUCUCCACAUGAGGAACAUGUCGUCUGGAGACAACCUGCACAACCUCACCUGUGAGGCGGAGAAUCGCGCUGGAAUGGGAGAAGCCAUGGUGCAGCUAGACAUUGAAUUUCCAGUGCGGAUCUUGUUUCUAAAGAACCCAGAACCACAACAUCACUGGUGUUUCCCAUUCGCUGUGGACAGCAAUCCUCCCGCCAGCAUCAAAUGGCUGUACAACAACACGACUCUCGUCGAAACACUCUACACCUACACCGAACUGAUCAGAGAUGCGGCCGAUGGCUCCGUUCAACACGGCUGCCUGUUCCUCAACAAGCCCACGCACCUCAACAACGGCAACUACACGCUCAUCGUGGAGAAUAAACUGGGUAGAGACCAGGCUACGGUAAACGGGAAGUUCAUGGAUAAUCCUUUUGACCCCUUUGACCCGGAGGGCAUCAUUCCUGUCCUCACUGAUGACCCAACAGCUCCCACUAACCAAUCAACGGAGCCGGAGAAACUGGAGAGCAGAGUGUUUGGGGUGUCAGUAGCGGUGGGUCUCGCUGUGUUCGCUUGCACAUUUCUGCUCAUCAUGGUUGUCGUCAUCAAUAAAUGUGGACAGCAUUCCAAGUUUGGCAUUCACCGUUCGUCUGUUCUCGGCACUGAGGAUGAUUUGGCCGUAUCUCUUCGCUUCAUGAACUUUGGUGCAAGUCCUCCGUCUUCAGAUGACAGCACGCUGGAUUCUGGCUUGUCCAGUUUUGUAGAGAACCCGCAGUACUUCUGUGGCAUCAUCAAAGAUAAAGACAUGUGUGUCCAGCACAUUAAAAGAAAAUACAUCGUUUUGAAGUGGGAACUGGGUGAAGGAGCUUUUGGCAAGGUUUACCUGGCGGAAUGUGCCAACCUCUGUCCUGAUACUGACAAGAUGCUGGUUGCUAUCAAGACCUUGAAAGUGGCCAACGAGUCCACCCGCCAGGACUUCCAACGCGAGGCCGAGCUGCUCACGGUGCUGCAGCAUGAACACAUAGUGCGGUUCUACGGCGUGUGUACAGACGGAGAACCUCUGGCCAUGGUGUUUGAGUACAUGCGACACGGAGACCUCAACCGCUUUCUAAGGGUUCAUGGUCCAGAUGCUCGUAUCCUGGACGAGAUGAAGGUUCCUCCGAUGGGUCAGUUGACUCUUCCUCAGAUGCUCCACAUCGCAGCUCAGAUCUCCUCGGGCAUGGUGUACCUCGCUUCCCUUCAUUUUGUCCACAGAGACCUAGCCACCAGGAACUGUUUAGUCGGAGAAGAACUGGUGGUGAAGAUCGGGGACUUUGGGAUGUCGAGAGACAUUUACAGCACCGAUUACUACAGGGUCGGUGGGAGGACGAUGCUGCCUAUUCGCUGGAUGCCACCAGAAAGCAUCAUGUACAGGAAGUUCACCACGGAGAGUGACAUCUGGAGCUUUGGAGUGGUCCUUUGGGAAAUCUUCACCUACGGCAAACAACCCUGGUAUCAGCUAUCCAACAGUGAGGCCAUUGAGUGCAUCACACAGGGGCGAGAGCUUGAACGGCCUCGAGCCUGCCCGAAGGAAGUGCAUCUCCUCAUGCAGGGCUGCUGGCAGAGAGAACCGCAGCAGAGGCUCGUCAUCAAGGACAUCUACAGCCGGCACGUGACCCUCGUCAAGAACCCGCCCAUCUAUCUGGACAUCCUGGAGUAGCAGCACCCUGAUCGGACCUGCAUGGAAAAGACAGUUCUGGAAGCAGGCUGGUUGAGGAGGACAAUCAGUGGUGGGUUUUGGACG